Molecule: messenger RNA, 2758 nt
Organism: Vitrella brassicaformis
Lineage: Eukaryota; Vitrellaceae
Source: the annotation of a GenBank genome assembly
GCCAGACAUCGACGGCUGCUGCCACCAUUUGCCUUCUUCGUUCCUCGUCCCUCGCCCGUCGGUGCGAGCGGACGGGCGGCGUCAUGGGCCAGAAGCGUCGCUCACUCAACUCCUUCAGCGAACGAUGAAGUGCGUUGCGGAGUUCUCGUGAGUGCAGCUGCACCAACAGUCGAAUCUCCUCUCUCUGUCUGUCGUCCGCCGCAAGGCGCAUUGUCGCGCACCUCUCUGACUCGGUCAGAGGUUUGCAGAGCCGUUCGCCCGCCAUUCACCGACCGAUGGAGUCCGCCGCGAGUGCCGAAGAGAAGGGCCAGCGCCGUUGCGACGAGUGACCACCAGAUGAGGGUACGGUACGCAUGGCGAACCAGGCAGAGAAUGGAUCACGCUCACAGGCAUCGGAAGGGUGCAUGCAUACACAAACGGGCGUUUCGUUUGUAUGUGUUGUCGACUGGUGGUCAGUAUUGCAAGGAUAUGUUGGAGAUGUUGGCCGACAACAGGUUGGUCCUGCUCAAGGAGGUCGACAGAGGCGGGUAAGCCGCCGCCAUAGAGCACAGCAAUGUGCGUGUGGGAAUGUGUGUAUCCAUGUGUGUGGGUGGUUGUACGUGAAUGCAGCAAUGCCAUUGUGUUCAAGGUGAACAGUUUGUUGGUGCCAGGGGUCUUCCACGCGGUCAAAGCCAUCCCAAGGGCCAAUUUCCUGUGAGCUGCACCAGCUCACCCACGCACCCCCUCACACCACUACUGCCUGUCUACCUGUCUGCCUGCAUCCACUCACAUUGUUGUUGCUGUGUGGGUAUUCGUUCGUUCAGCGGCCCCGAUGGCCUGUGCAGCGAGGCCGAGAUCCUCGACAAGUACCGCCGCCUCUUCGCCCUUCGGCCCGGCGCCAACCUGUGCGAGAUCCACACAGUACAUCAGCAUGGAAUGGAUAGACGGCGGGGAUCGCGACGAGGGCCGCGUGAGCGAGGCCGACGCGCGGCAUAUCGCACCGAGGGCGCUGCAGGGGCUGCGACAACUACACAGCCACCAAGUAAGUGUAGUGGAUGGAUGGAUGGAUGGACGGGGGAGGGGGGACCCAAACACACCUUCAACCCGUACAUCCCUGUUCUGUCUGUGUGUGGCGUGACUGACAGCUCGCGCACGGGGACGUUUCAUUGCGCAACAUCAUGCGCGACGGCCGACGGGUGGUGUUGGUGGACUUUGACAACAUGGUAGUGUCAUUACAAAACGUAAGUGUGUCGCGCACGGACGCACACAUGGUGGAAUGAUUUUGCUCUCUUGUGUAUGCGCAUCCGUUCGUUCCUGCAGGCACCCGAAUGUUACAAUCGAUUCGAAUGCGGGCUAUGGGUGUGGCCGUGUAAGCCGGCAAUCAAAUCUCCCUUCCAAUACAGUAUUCAAUGCAUACCCCAAUACAAUCUUGGGUGUGUGUGUAUGUGUGUGUGUAGGCCAUUGUCCAGCAGCGGGACACAGUGCUCCGCAGCCAGCACGCGCACCAAGAGGGCUCCGUCGGCUGGUGCAAGAAGGCGCCGGUUCCAUUCGUGUCGGUGAGUGAGCGGAAGUCCCUCACUCUCUCUCUCACUGACUCGUUCACUUCACCUUCAUGUGCCUGUGCAGGAUAAGUUCCUACGCGGCCCGAAUUCCAACCCCAUCAAGGCUUACACACUCGGUGCCAAGGGUAAGUGCAGUGCACCCCACAUUAACACAUAAACAAACAUCCGGUUGUGUGUUGGUGUGGGUGUCUGUUGCAGACGUCGCUGGCUAUGCUAGCGCAUCGUCUCCAUUGGCUUGGCAGGGGUGGUCGCCGGGCGGCGGCUCUCCUCCCACGCGGCCACCGGGGGGCGGCUUCCCUCCCACGCGGCCGCCAGGGGUCGGCUCACCUCCGCUGCACCCGAACACUACUCGCAAGUCGCACACGCGCAGGAACCCUCGCACUGGUACACACAACACUGCUCUCAUGUGUACUGUACGGGACCGCUCUUGAUGGGAUGGAUGUCCUUGUGUGUGUACCUUGGAUGCCUGCAGUUGGUGUGUCGGUGAACUCAGGAACGACCCAGGCGCAGGCCAACGGAGAAAACUUCGCACCACACACACGGCUGGCCAGACAGACAGACAGACAGACAGGCAGGCAGACACGUACAACGCCUGCCAACCCCUACACGCCACAUGCGACCGGCAUGGGCGUGGCCGGCAUCAUGCCCCUGGGCAGCGGCGCUCAGCAUCAGCAGCAGCAGCAGGGGCCGGUGGGGGGAGGGGGGCUGGGGGGAGGCCUGUCGGCUUCGGAGUGCCAUAUCCUGGACACGCUCACUCAGACACUCACUCAGCUGGCCGCCGAGCAAAUGGAGAGCGGCAGCAUGGACCCCGGGGCCAAGCGGGCGGCCUUGCAGGCCAAACUCAUGGAGCUGGCCAACCAGAGUGGGCUGACCCUCAACACGUCCCAGAUGGACAAGAUGAUCCAGCAGGCACAGAACGACGACCAAACCAGAUGGCAUGGCACGGCACGGCACGGCACACACGUAUACAUAUACACAUACUCGAACUGGGGGGCGGGUGGGGUGGAUGGAUGGGAGGGUGGGCGCGGCGCAUUCAUGGAUAUUAGUACGUCCUGGCUGACUGACUGACUGACUGACUGGAUAGCUUAGCUGUGAUGGCUGCUCUGCCUGCGUACUGUAUUGUUGUUAUUGGGUGUCCGUCAAGUCAAAGGUCACACACACAUCAUGUGCACACACACAUCAUGUGCACUGAGGAGAGAGAGAGAGAUGUCCAACAG